Messenger RNA from Sitodiplosis mosellana (orange wheat blossom midge), 3251 nucleotides. RefSeq names its product tyrosine-protein kinase transmembrane receptor Ror2 (gene Nrk). The coding region runs from base 1 to 2013 and encodes 670 amino acids. Gene Ontology annotation, molecular function: protein binding; ATP binding; transmembrane receptor protein tyrosine kinase activity. Gene Ontology annotation, biological process: multicellular organism development; protein phosphorylation; cell surface receptor protein tyrosine kinase signaling pathway. The record is from RefSeq and is a predicted model, not a curated record. Gene Ontology annotation, cellular component: signaling receptor complex. The transcript is spliced from 5 exons. NCBI's taxonomy places the organism in Eukaryota, Metazoa, Arthropoda, Insecta, Diptera, Cecidomyiidae.
AUGCAAGCAAAUCGAUUACAUUUUGGAGUCGUUCUUUUGAUUUUACUCAUCAAGAACGUUGAAAGUGAUGACAAUUUGCCGAAAUUUAGUGACACAACAUAUGAGUUAAUUGGAUAUUGUGUUCCAUACCAUGGUAAGGUAUGCAAAUCGUACAUAACAUACGAUCAGGUGUGGUACAGCAAUGAGGAUCCGGACGACGGUUGGAAAAAUGAACAAAUCACUACCAAUCUAUGGGAUGAAUUAAUCAACGAACUAACGGGAUUAUGCCGUGUCGCAGCCGAGAAAUUGCUGUGUGCAUAUGCCUUUCCAAAGUGCAUCAUCAAAGAUGGUCGCUCAAAAAUGCUGCCGCUAUGCUACGAAGACUGCAUUGCCACACAUCAACAGUUUUGUUAUAAUGAUUGGAUUUUACUAGAGGAGAAACGUGAUCGUGGCAUGCCAUUGAAAACACGAGGCCAUUUCCGAUUGCCCGACUGCAAAACACUUCCGCGUCACAAUAAAUCGGCCGAAACUCCAACAUGCUCAUGGGUCGGACUCACUGAAAUGAAUCCAGAAGAUGUCACAUACGAUUGCCGCAUGGGCAACGGUCGCUAUUACAUGGGUCAGGUGAAUGUGACCAAAACUGGAAUUCCAUGCCAAAAAUGGGACUCACAAAAGCCACACACGCAUAUUCAGCCACCGAAAGUGUUUCCGCAAGUGAAAAACUCCGAAAACUACUGCCGAAAUGCUGGCGGCGAAGAGCCAAGCCCAUGGUGUUAUACAAUGAACGAAUCGGUUCGAUGGCAACUCUGCGAUAUUCCGUUGUGCCCAAAUUCGACCGAUACUUCUGUCACGCACAUGCCACCCAUUGCGAUGGAAACCUUUUUCACACCGUCAAUGGUAUUUCUAUUGGGUGGAAUUGGAUUUGUUGCUAUCGUGGUGCUACACUUGUUGGUGCUGCUGUGUUCCAAAGUGACGCGAUACAAUCGAAAUCGGAAUCGAAACCGUUUGGUCAGUGGAUACAGCCAGUCGGAAACGCAUGACAAUCCAGUGAUUGAUUUGAAUAAAACACCGAUCCACAACAAUACAUCUACGCUCAAUCAGACACAGUAUCAUGACAAUGAUCCGAGUAUAAAUCAUAAAUUGGAGAAGCUGGAAUAUCCGCGGAAUAAUAUCAUUUAUGUAAAAGAUUUGGGACAGGGUGCAUUUGGGCGUGUGUUCCAAGGAAAGGCACCACAUUUAUUGUCCACAGAGGAUUUUACAAUGGUUGCCGUUAAAAUGCUAAAGGAUGAUGCAAGCAACGAAUUGCAAAUGGAUUUUGAGCAUGAAGCAUGUUUGUUGGCCGAAUUCAAUCAUCCGAAUAUUGUGAAAUUGCUUGGGGUGUGCGCAGUGGGUAAACCAAUGUGUUUGCUCUUCGAAUACAUGUCGCGUGGUGAUCUCAAUGGAUUUUUGCGUUCAUGUUCACCGUAUGUACCACAACCGAAUGUCACCUAUCAAUCGAAUCGCGAACAACUUUCACAUCAGCACCUUCUGAACUUUGCGCAUCAGAUCGCCGCCGGAAUGCUGUAUUUAUCAGAACAGAAGUUUGUGCAUCGCGAUUUGGCCACACGAAACUGUCUCAUCGACGAUAGUAUGACAGUGAAAAUUGCCGAUUUUGGAUUGUCACAUAAGAUUUACAUGCAAGACUAUUAUAAAGGUGAUGAACGUGAUGCGAUCCCAAUUCGAUGGCUGCCAUUAGAAAGUAUUCUAUACAAUAAAUACACACUUGAAUCGGAUGUUUGGGCUUUUGGUAUAGUGCUGUGGGAAAUUUUUUCAUUUGCAUUGCAACCAUACUAUGGGAUGACACACGAAGAAGUUGUUAAGUAUAUAAAAGAGGGUAAUACACUGCAUUGUCCGGAGAAUACGCCGCUUGUGGUGUACAAUUUGAUGCGCCGGUGCUGGAAUCGUAAACCAUGCGAUCGCCCGAAUUUUGAACAAAUUUUCCAAGCAAUCGGACAAAUUCAAUACGAUUACGAACAUCAGCCAGCUAAUCGCUGAUAAAACCAAUCUCAAACCCAUUCUUAUCGAACAUUUCUUUGGUUUUUUUUUUCUUUCUUUUCUUCUCAUCGACCGUUUGUGAAUAGUCUUCAAUAUCUUGUUUCAGAAAUUAAACUAAAAAAAUACUCUCAUUUUCAUCACAACAUCAAACUCAUACAUGCAUGUGAAACGAAAAACACAUUUUUUUACUAUCUUAACAAGAGCUUCGGUACUUUACAGCACCGAACACAACAACACAUAAGACUCAAAUACUCAGGUGAAACAACAAAAAAACGAGACUAUUUCAAAUCGAAAUUUUUUUUUAAUUAAAAAAAAAUAAUAACAAUGAAUAACGUUUUAUUCACAUUUACCGAAAUUCAACGUUUUUUCUAAUGAAAAAUAAGCUCAUCCUAUAUCACACAUAUUCGAUAAACUAUCUAGUCACAUGAACCAAUCUAGUUUUUUUUGUUUCAUUUUAAAAUUUCAAAUUCAUUUUUUUUUUAGUUUUAAAUUCAGUUAUAACAACGAAGCGUAGAUUUUAAGUUUAUUUCUAGCCAGACAAAUGCAGUAGAAAAAAAUGCAACAACAAAAAUAAUUGGGAAAAUGAGCAGCAAAUGAUGCUUGAAAAGAAAUGGUUUCUUAUCGGAAAACAAAGCAAAAAUUCAAACAAGCAUCCAAAAAUUUGUAUUCUUAUCGAUUGAUAAUGGCAAGCUAAAUCCAAACAGCAAAAAAAAACAGAACAAACAUUCAACUAAAUAACAAGACUUUGUCUAACAUAUACUAUCUUUUUUAGUAGUAAUUUAUCAAAAUGAUCUGUAGUUUUCUCUCUCAGUAGUCUCAGUUUAUUCUCCCAGAAGAGCCGCAGUGAAUCAAAAACCAAAAAUUCAACGAGAUUGCAUAACAUCUCCUCCAAAUAUCAUGCUGAGAAAUCUAUUAGUUAAUUAGUAUAAGCAAAACAAACAAAAUAAACGAACCGAAAAAAAAAGAAGAAACACAUAAUAACAUCGAUGACGAGAUAAAGACGAGACAAAGACAAAUUUGGUCAAAAUGCAUGUCGAAUAAUUUAUUGAAUGUCAGCAUACAAUGCAAGGCUAAUUUCGACAAUGAUUUAGUCACUCUUAUCUCGCAUUUAUCAAAUUAUUAUCGUGAAUAAUCAUUUUCUUUUGUAAACAUCCAAAACAACAACAACAACAAAAACAUAUUGAUUAACCCCUAUGACAGCAAUAAAGAAUUUUUUUUUCUAAAUUCAUAUCAACCUA